CGGGCAAAUAGAAGCCUGCCGUCCUGCAGUGCACAGACAAUUCUUUCCAGAAGGCAGAAAGCAAUGCUCAAUCUACUGACAAGCAAGAAAACAGACCGACAAGAAGUCAGGAAAUAUCCUCACAGCAACAGACAACAACACCCCCAGUGGGUCUUCUAAAGCUAACUUUAACUCUCAUGGGUGUGAUUGCUUUUUUUAAUUCACAUUCAACCGCCUCUGUUGUUGGCAGUAAAGACCUGCAGAUGAACUCAACUACAGGCUUAGUUUUCAAUCCUGCGUCUGUCUCAACAAACUGACCAAAGGUGUUUUUUUGACAGAGCUGCAGGUGGUUUGCGUUUACGUUGCUGGUGGACAAGAUCUUUUUUUUUUACCGUGUGGUGACCUGUGGCAUCUUUUGAGCCAGUAUGUUGUCUAUUGUUGUGGCAUGUUUGGUUUUCUUCCUGCUGGGCUCAGGGCAGGCUCAGGUGGCCACACAGACCCGGCAGCGGAGCCAGAGUCAGGGCCAGGGGCAGGACAGCUCUGCAACCCCAUGGAGGCAGGUUAUACAAUGGGAGAAUAAUGGGCGGCUGUUUAGCCUGCUGAAUAGUGGGGCUGAAUAUGUCCCUGCUGGAGCGGGGGCCCAGGACGGAGGUCCCAGGGUAGUUGUGGCAGACGCUCGUUCUUCACAAAGACCUCAGGGGAACAAUGUCCGGCGACAGGCCCCACCAAGAGGAUCCUCUGACACUGUCCGUGGGCAGGCACGGCAUCCCUUUGGAUUUGGGCAAGUACCUGACAACUGGAGACAAACUGCUGGCAGCACAGGGGGUACCCAGUUCCAAGGAUCUUCAAGCUCUCGCUUCAGGCCGUCCACAGGAUCUUCAUCUUCGUCAUCAUCUUCAUCAUCCUCAUCAUCCUCUUAUAACAUACCAUCUUACCCACAGAACCCAUUUCCGCAGCAGACUCCCUUUCAAGCAAUACCGUAUGACCCUGGUUAUUUAGCAGGGCCAGUCAGGAGCUAUGAGCCACCUUUUCAGCCUGUUGCCGGAGGAGGAUAUGCCAGCAGGACAUAUGGCGGUGGAGGGCAUGGUGCGGGGCAGGGGUAUACUGGUGGAGUGUAUGGAGAUCUGAACCCAGUGCUCCCAGCUUCUCCCUUUGAUUUUAGUGACGAUGGCUACCGUUAUCACCAGUCUUAUGGCUUUGCACCCAAUCCUGAAGUACCUGAACGUGCUGCCCAACCACCAUUUGCUGAUGGUCUGGACCACAGAUACACCCACAGUAUUUUCAACGGCGAGACCGCUCCUGCUGUCCAUGCACCUGAUGCUAACCAGGCAGCUCCGGUUGUAGUAGACAGAACUGGAAGAGCUGGUCAACCACAAGAAAGGAGCCCUCAGCAUGAGCAGUUUCCUCCAUUUGGAAGACCUCAGCCUCCUUACCUGCAGCCCGUUCCUCCAGGCAGAAGUUCUCCAAACUCUGGCCUUGAGAAUCCAAGCAUGAAUGUCGGCAGUGUGUACAGACCACAACAGAGAGGUUUGCCCGACCUGGUUCCUGAUCCUAACUAUGUCCAGGCUUCCACAUAUAUCCAGAGAGCCCACAUGUACUCUCUCCGCUGUGCUGCUGAAGAAAAAUGUCUUUCAAGCUCCGCCUAUGGCCCUGAUGUCACAGACUACGAUGUAAGGGUCUUGCUGCGAUUCCCCCAGAGGGUGAAGAACAGGGGGACCGCCGACUUCAUGCCCAACAGGCCACGUCAGACCUGGGAGUGGCACAGCUGUCACCAGCACUACCACAGUAUGGAUGAGUUCAGCCACUAUGAUUUACUGGAGGUCAGCACUGGCCGUAAAGUAGCUGAGGGGCACAAGGCUAGCUUCUGUCUGGAGGACACCACUUGUGACUUUGGCCAUCUGAAGCGCUACGCCUGUACCACUCACACUCAGGGUCUGAGCCCAGGCUGCUACGAUACGUACAAUGCCGAUAUCGACUGCCAAUGGAUCGAUAUCACGGACAUCCAGCCUGGAAGAUACAUACUAAAGCUCCAGGUUAAUCCCAAAUUCUUGGUGCUGGAAUCAGACUUCACCAACAAUGUGGUCAGGUGUAACAUACACUACACGGGACGGUUUGUUACCACAAACAACUGCAAGAUAACACAGUCUUGAUCAGUCACUGGAAGACUACAACACUAAAGAGACCCUGAUUGCUAUUCCAUUGAAAUGUGAAUGGAAUCCUUUUAUUGUCGGUGCAUUGUUGUUCGUCUUAAAUAUUUUGUAGUGUCUCAGUAUCCUGGUUGCCUAUAGCAAACAAUCUUUCCACAGGCACUGAAAAUAAUGUGGAGGUUUCAAGUGGACAUGCACACACAUACAGUGUUAUAUAACACAUCAUUUCCUCUUGAAAUCCCAAUAAUGAUCAAAUUACAUUCUUUUAAUGUACGUACCUCACAAGAUUGUCGUACCAACUAUAUUUCUCAUGUUGCAUCUCUACCAGUCUGUUUUGGUUGGUGUUGGAAUACAAAGGUGUAUUACUGUAUCUGCACAUGUGGCCGUGAUUGAAUUAUAAAUAAAGUGUGAAAUGGUGGUGGUGCUGAAAUAAGUCAGGGUUCAGCUGCGAUCCAACAAAUAAAAUUAGGGGACAGAGUCUUCCCAGAUGCAUUCAUCCAUGCCUUAUGGGGACAGACAGAGAUUUCCCCUGUGACUCAGAAGAACUAUAAUGUGUGUUAGUAUUUCUUUUCUUUUUUUUCCACCACCUCAGUGGGUCACGCUGGGUUACUGUGAGCACAUCCAGUCUCAUGUUGUGUUAACAGCAAGAGGAAGACAGCAGGGCAUAUUUGCAUUUGUCGAGUCCAUCAAAUUUGAAGGCAACAGAGCUUUUAAUACUUGUUGCUGUCUUCCUCUAAAUCCUUUAUUAUUAUGUUUUUUUGCCCUCUCGUGACCUUUAUGUGGGUAAAAUAUGAACAGGAAGCUCAGCAGAAAACCUGACUCACACUAUGUAAGCUGUAUAUUAACACUGUUUGGGGUCUCCUCUUCAACUACCAACACUGGUCAGAUGCAACACAGGUCAUCUAUACCAUUUGGAGAAUGUGGAUACAAAUAUUCAAGUGAUGCAUAACUUUAAUAAUGGAGAGUAUUUUACCGUAGGUAAUUUUACUAUGUUUAUCCAGUUUGAUCUGUUACUGUAAUUUGUUAAAUUUAGCUUGUUUUUUUGUUUUCUUUGAUAUGGUAUUAAUUAUUCAAAUCAUUGUCAGAAAAAGACACUAUGGCUACAGAAAUAAGCAUCAUAACCGAGAGCAUUAGAAAGCCAUCUCUACCUCUCCAACUGAGUGAGCUUUUACCUGUUAAGGGUUUGGUUUCCAAAUGUUAAUCCCUGCAAUGGUUCUCGAUAGUCACCUACCACUGUGUUGAAUCACAAAGCUAAAGAAUUAUUCCAUUGAACAUAUCAAAGAUCAUAUAGUGUUGACAUGUGAACAAUCAGGGAGUAAUAUUCCAACACUUAAAGUAACAAUCCUUAAGAUCUCACAUCUGUGGUUACAGAUAGGAACAGCAAAUGUGGUGUGAUGCUUAAUCAAACGCUCCUUGAGUAGCGACUUUGUAAGUAGCAGUACAGCAACGUGUUUAUCUGUUUACAAACCAAACAUUCCAGAGUUUUAUUAAAGAAGUCAGUCAAUAAUUGGACUCCCUCCAUCACGCCAUGAGCAACUGUGAUGUGAUUUUCUAGUUUUCCACUCAACAGCGGGGCACAGAAACAGAAGUGGUUAUCUUGCUGAAAGGUUGGAGUUGUAUAGUCAUGUUACAUGCAGCUCCUCAUCAACUGCUCACUGUGACUUACUUCUCAUUCCAUCAAUGCCGGCAACAUUUAAAACAGAUCCGCUGCAAACUUGCUGACAUUGUAGUUUACACUAUCAGUGGGGAGAAAAGAAUUUCUAGGACUGCUUUUUCCAAUUAAAGCCCCCCCCCAUUUUGUAGACCAGCAGCCAGGACAUAUUUGUGUGCAUUAAUGCAGUUGAAUAACAAUUUAUAUUACAGGGAAGAUGGUUUGAGUUGUUCUCUUUUUUUUAGUUCUUGAGUUCUUCCAAUGCAUAAUACACCUGGUCUUUGGUAUUCAAGUCAUUAUCUAAAUUAACUGUAAAUGAUCAUACUAUAUGCUCAUUGACGAAAUGCAACACAUGUGUUUCUGAGAUUCAGUGGAAUGACACAACAAGUGUGGGUGACACCAAAAUGGCAUCUGUGGCAUCUUCAAAAAUGUCUUACAUACAAUAAAUGUAUUUACAGAUC
Messenger RNA from Gasterosteus aculeatus aculeatus (three-spined stickleback), 4238 nucleotides. It is a transcript of the gene loxl1, whose product is annotated as lysyl oxidase-like 1. Lineage: Eukaryota; Metazoa; Chordata; Actinopteri; Perciformes; Gasterosteidae. Gene Ontology annotation, biological process: collagen fibril organization; peptidyl-lysine oxidation. The record is from RefSeq and is a predicted model, not a curated record. Gene Ontology annotation, molecular function: protein-lysine 6-oxidase activity; copper ion binding.